Rosa chinensis is the source of this 945-nucleotide messenger RNA. Its product is annotated as putative F-box protein At5g15660. Gene Ontology annotation, molecular function: ubiquitin-protein transferase activity; protein binding. NCBI's taxonomy places the organism in Eukaryota, Viridiplantae, Streptophyta, Magnoliopsida, Rosales, Rosaceae. The record is from RefSeq and is a predicted model, not a curated record. Gene Ontology annotation, biological process: SCF-dependent proteasomal ubiquitin-dependent protein catabolic process. Bases 235 to 843 code for a protein of 202 amino acids. The transcript has a single exon.
UCAUCAUUUUAGUACAUUUUGUCACUAUUUUGUUCACCUAAAAAAAAUAAAAAAUUUGAAUUAUGGAGUCCUUAUUUCAUAGAGAUACAGAUUUUAUGUGCAUGUGUAUAUAAGAUAAGAUAAUAUUGGUUACUUCAUCUGACUAAACUCUAUCGCAUAGUCUACGUACGAACUUAUAGCUUGUUUUAUUGGCGAAAUUGCAAGCCUAGAAGAAUAGGGAAGGCAAAUUUUCAAAUGGCGGACUACCUACCGGAACAUGUGAUAGUUCAAAUCAUGGAGAGGUUGCCGAUCAAAUCCCUAAUCCGCUUCACCUCCGUUUCGAAACGCUGGCGUUUCAUCAUAUUGUCCGACCCAAAUUUCGCCAAAUCCCGAUUCCAGCAAACCCGAAGUCGCAGAGUCCUCCUCUGCCACGAAUGCGAAUACGAUAGAAUGAGUUUCCCCUGCCCCGACUGCCCAGAACCUGAGUUCGGAUCCCGAGACUUGGAGACGCCGUGGUCCACCGAAGACAGAAAGGUCAGAUGUCCGUUCAAGAAGCCGGGCGAUGAACUCCAAUCACUCUACUCGUGCAAUGGUUUAGUAUGUGUAACUCUUUAUCAUCGACACUGCAUGGAGGAUUUGGACAUUUAUAUUUGGAACCCAUCAACUCAAUUCUUCAAAAAACUACCCGCUUCUCCUUUACAAGUACAAAAGAGCUCCAAAGUACUAUACGCUGUGAUGGUUUUGGCUACUUGUCAGCCACCGGCGACUACAAAGUUCUCAUCUCAUCAGACAGUGAGCAAUACAUCUUCUCAUCGAACACUGACAUUUGGAAAAGGAUCGAAGUCCCUUUCCGCCUUUGGAUGAAGGAUGCAGGGACUCUUUCAAAUGAGGCACUUCAUUGGAUUCGUAGGAAUAAGAAGAUGCUUGCUUUCGAUUUAACACAUGAGAAGUUCCGAGCUAUGCUGC